GACAAACUGCCUAUUCUCUCUCACAUUGUUUACUAAGCCCACAUCCGGGCACCUUUGAGUCGAAGGCCUCAUCAACUGUCUUCUGUCGGACCCAGCAACUGCAUGAUGCAAUGACCUUGAAAGAUCAAUGCGGCUUAAAUUGUUUACCGAUCCCCUUUGAAGGCGAUAUAUAACUGAACUUAAUAGCAUAGUUUAACUUCGUUGUAAUAACGUUUUAAUGAGGAACUCAAUGUUUUACACUUGCAUGCUGUUUCCGGUCCCUCGACACAUGCGCAAUAUGGCCUCCGUUUGCGUCAAAAAGUCUCUAAGCUAUGUCAAAUAUUUAAAGUUUCGUCGUAUUUUGAAACUCAAUUGUUUUUCUUCAACCAGUUUUGGUGUACGACUACACAGCACUUCACAGAUUGGUAGUGUUACAGAGGAAGAUGGUGCCACCCAGAGAGGUCAGUACAGAGGUCACAGGCCAACCACCCCACUCCAGAAGACCCUACUCACCCUGGGCUCAGCUGCCAUGGCCAUCCUGCACCCAGACAGGGGAGACAUGAUAGCUACUCUUGGUGAUGUGACAGCAGAGACAGCUUUAAAGCAAAUCAAGCAGAAAAUGGAGUCGGAUCCUAUUGGACAACAGAUCUUGAGAGAUCAGCCUGUGAUCAGCACGUCCACAAUAUCUAUAGACUACCUGGGCAGCCUGGGAGACAACACCUUCGGCAAGGAAUACUGGAGGUUCCUCACCAAACAUGGAUUUUCUCCGGAUGCACGUCUGCCAGUGCACUAUGUGGAUGACCCUGAGCUGGUGUACGUGAUGUUGAGGUACCGUCAGUGCCACGACCUGUUCCACACGGUGCUGGGUAUGAGACCCAACAUGCUGGGAGAGUGUGUCGUCAAGUGGGUGGAGGCCAUACAGCUGGGGCUGCCCAUGUGUGCCAUGGGGGCACUUGUCGGACCCAUCAGACUCAUGCCAAAACAUCGUCAAAACUACCUGACAACCUACCUGCCAUGGGCCUUACGUAAUGGCCAGAAUGGCAAGUUCUUGAUGAACGUGUACUUUGAGCGUGAGUGGGAGAGGGACCUGGCUGACCUGAGGCAGGAGCUGGGCCUGGAACCACCACCUGAGGAGCCCUACCCGAGAUGAGGGCAGCCUGGAACCAACACCUGAGGAGCCCUACCGGGGAUGAGGGCAGCCAGACACUAGUUGAGAUAUGUUUUGUUACAAAACGUGGAUUGCUUUUAACAAGUAUUAUGUGGAUUGCAUGAUAAACAGCUUGAAUGGCUGAGUUCUGUGGUACUUGCAUACAGCUGAACUGUGUGGUGAAAGUUCUAUGGAAAUUGAAUGAAUUCCAGUUAGCCAAGUUCAUCUGUAUUCAGCAAUAAACUGUAUCAGUGGCACUGUAUGUGGACAUAGUGUACUGAAUACAUGUAUAUAUGUAACACCAAAAUUCUAUCUGUAACUCUUCUUGUCCAUCAUAAGACCUAUGUGUUGAAAAAUGUUAUUUUAUUAUAAAUAAAUAUUGUUAACUAUUUUACAAAUAUACCGUAUUAUUGCAUUUAUGAUUUGUUGAAAUAAAACUUGUUAACAAAUUUUGCAUUAAUUUUCAUAAAAUGUAUUUGUUAAAAAAUCUAGGAUUUUUAUAACCUCAAUAAAAGCAAGAAAUAUAA
This is a messenger RNA of Dreissena polymorpha, 1653 nucleotides long. RefSeq names its product ubiquinone biosynthesis protein COQ4 homolog, mitochondrial-like. Bases 218 to 1129 code for a protein of 303 amino acids. Gene Ontology annotation, cellular component: mitochondrial inner membrane; mitochondrion. The transcript is spliced from 6 exons. NCBI's taxonomy places the organism in Eukaryota, Metazoa, Mollusca, Bivalvia, Myida, Dreissenidae. The record is from RefSeq and is a predicted model, not a curated record. Gene Ontology annotation, biological process: ubiquinone biosynthetic process.